Cylindrotheca closterium is the source of this 1779-nucleotide messenger RNA. The record is from the annotation of a GenBank genome assembly. NCBI's taxonomy places the organism in Eukaryota, Bacillariophyta, Bacillariophyceae, Bacillariales, Bacillariaceae.
AUGAAUUCAAUAAUUCAAUCGCUGAGAGCAGGGGGAAGUGCUGGAGGCAAACGAAAAAAGAAGACUAGCACACGCAGUGACAUCAAUGAUAGCUUUGAAUCUCUGGCCCAAGUGCUCCAAGACGAUUUCCCCGAUUGUCAAUUGGAUCAAUUGACUCAAUCACUUACCAGACUAGCCAGUUCUCAAAAUGCCUUCAAGAAUUUGGAUGGAAUGGCACACGAAGCCUACCAACGGACGAAUAUCAAUGGAAACGAAGUAGACACCUCAGUGGCGGGUAGAGCCCAACGCAGUGCGGCGCGGGUAGCAGCUACUGCCGAGGCUCUUUGGGCGUGUGAACUAGUGGAAAUUUUGGAUUUGCAACUGCUGUCCCAAACAGAAGAACCGUCGUCAUCAGAGGAGGAGGAGUCGAGAUUGAAAGAAUCAACACAAUCCACAAGAAAAGAUGAGAACAGCAAAAAAGCAGUAGAUUCUUUGGAAGAAAAUGAAGAAGCAGCGUCGCUGUCGUGCAAUGGAAAUCGAAUUCAGAUCUUAUACAACGGCAAAAUUAACAAAAGGAAUGGUGGGGAUGAAAGCAAAGAAGGAAAGAAAGGUUGCAUCAGUUUGGGAAAGUCAAAGCUUUCUGUAUUGGUCUUGUACGAAGAGGAUUAUGAUCGAGGAGCUGGCUUGGAGCACGGUUCGAUCAUGUAUUUUUCCUGUAGCGACAAUCAUCAGUCGUCACCAAACAAUAAUAACAAUAAAGAGAAAAGGGGACGCUUUUUGGUGGUAUUGGACGACUCGAUAUCUGAAGAUUUUGUAGAAACGCUUCAAAUUCUAUCACAGAAACCAAAACGAGUCAAGCUGUCCACCGGUUUGAUUGCUGGCGAGGUGGUUUCGGUCCAACCUCAGCUGUACAAGGCUGCAGGUCAAGUUUUGCAAUCGAUUGAACCCUAUUUGCGAGACCCAAAUCGUUCCAAGGCAGCAAUUCACUUUGUGGGACGUUCUCUUGCUGGAGGAGUGGCAAGUUUGGCGGCCACCAUCUUGGAUGGGAGCAUCCCCAUGCCCAAAGGGAAAGUCUCCAGUGAUAAUGCGAACCCUAGUAGCAGCAAGAGGAAAUCUUCCACGAAAAGACAAAAUAAGAAGAUGGAAGACGAAGCCGAUAUCGAUGUAAAAGAGGCUGCAGCCGACGCAAAAAAAUCAGAAAGUGGAGAAGAAGACAAGGAUGAAAAUGACGAAGGACAAGAGAACCCAAUCGAUCCAAUAAUGUCAGAACCGCUAAAUGGCCUGGGAAGAGCACGAUCUUCUGCCUUAUCGCUGGGAGCUCCGCCAAGCUUAUCAGGAAACGUCGUUGCAGCGUAUUGUACAUCCUUCAUCUACGGGGAUGAUAUUGUGUCACGUACUACACAUGAAACCUUGGAUCACUUGCGAGGGCGAGUAGAAAAGACGGUUCAUGGCGGAUUCCUGGGUCAGAAUUUGGGUCUUGUAUCAGAUACACUGUCCCUGACCAUGGCAGGAUUCAAGAGCCAUGCUCAUGGAAGCGAAGGAGAAGAGAUUAAGCUUUCGAUUCCAGGCAAGGCAUACCUGGUUCGGCCAAGGCGGUUAGGAGGAGCUUGUAGUAUCCAUGAAGUGGGAAACCUUCAGAAGGGAGGACGAGAAGCCCUGCGCGCGAAUCUUCUGUGGCAACUCAAUGACAUACUACUCAGCAAGAGUAUGUGGAAACAUCAUGAUUUGGAGUCCUAUAUCCAAGGUCUCGAUCGAGUCCACUUAAGGAGCAGCUCCGAAAGUGACGAUUCACUAUUAUAG